UGCUCUCUCACACUAGAAAGAAGAACACAACUCUCUCUCUCCAUCUUUCUCUCUCUACAACUCCAUAUGAGUAGUUCUUUCCACUUUUAUGAAAAUGCAUGUAAAAAAUGAAAUUCUGAGCUAUAACAAAUCAACCCAGCUGAUCCAUAUAGAUACUUCUCAGAAGCCGAUCUUUUGAUCUGAAAUGGGGAAGAAAGGAAAUGGUUGGUUCUCGUCUGUGAGGAAAGUGUUCAAAGCUUCUUCCAAGGAUUUGCCAGAGAAAAAGGAGAUCCAUAAUGUAGAGAAACGACAGCAUGAAGCUCCAGAAGUUGUGUCGUUUGAACAUUUUCCUGCAGAGAGUUCCCCAGAUGUUACAAAUGAUGAGAGCGCUUCCUCAACUCCGCUGACAGAAGACAGAAACCAUGCCAUUGCCGUUGCUGUGGCCACUGCUGCGGCCGCUGAAGCUGCAGUCGCAGCAGCACAAGCCGCCGCUAAAGUUGUCCGCCUUGCUGGUUAUGGACGCCAGUCUAGAGAAGAAAAGGCUGCAAUUCUUAUUCAAUCAUUUUAUAGAGGCUAUUUAUCUAGACGGGCUUUGCGAGCAUUGAAGGGGUUAGUGAGGCUGCAGGCAUUGGUGAGAGGCCACAAUGUGAGAAAACAAGCACAAAUGACAAUGAGGUGUAUGCAAGCCUUGGUUCGGGUGCAAGCAAGAGUGAGAGCUCGUAGGCUUCAGUUGACUCAUGAGAAGCUGGUGACCAAGGAGGACGAGGGAGCAAGAUCAUCAGGAGUAGCAGAGCCACAAAAGCUCAAGAGUCCUUUGAAGAAACAUGAAAGCAAGGGCAGACAUCAUAGGAAUAGAAGUGUAGAAAAAGUCAAAGAAACUCCAUCUUUGAGACAUGACCCUGUUAUGAAAAAGGAAAGAGCUCUUGCUUAUGCUUUUGCUUACCAGCAACAACGGCAGCAGCAGCAACAGCUUCUCCAAACAAUCACAGACAGCAACGAUUUUGGGCCCCAAACGGAUGAACGAGACAAAGCCCAAUGGGGCUGGAACUGGCUAGAGCGCUGGAUGUCAGCGCAACCGUACACGGGAAACGGACGCCGCUCCGACCCACUACGAGACACUUCCUACGCCACUCUCGCCACUACGGCCACCACCCUCAGCGAUGGCGACGCCGCGUCGGAGAAGACAGUCGAAAUGGACGUUGCAGCAGCUUCGGGGUCCGAUCAUGUGAACAACAUGGGCCUGGACUUCCUCGAUUCGGGCUCGUAUUCGACCCGGCAACUCCGUCAAGGAAGCCCAAAUAAUGUGCCGAGCUACAUGGCCCCGACCCAGUCCGCUAAAGCCAAGGCCCGAUGCCAAGGCCCAGGUCCAGGCCCAGGAAGUGGGAAGCAGCGAAGCCCAUCUACGCCUCAAUGGAACCCGUCGACUAGGAGAGGAUUGGGUUCGGGUAUUGAUUCGACGAGCUCGGGUGGUGGAACGACGACGUAUCAGUUGGCCAGAACACCAAGCCCAAAAAGUACUGGGCUUUUGUAUUCGAAUGGGAGACGGGCCGUGGGCUGUGGCCCAGAUUCACCGAGUGGUACUGGUGAUGAUUGGGGCAUACCUUUAAGUGUCCACAGCCAACACCAUGGGUGGAGACAGGAUUUUGAUUGAUUAUAAUUAAUUGCGUUCCCAAGCUUCUAUGGUGUGAGAUUGAGAUUAAGAAUGAUAUGAACUUUGUUUGUCAUUACAUUUCAUAUUUAUCUUCUUCUUCUUCUUCUUUUAACUUAUUUGUUUUAAUCAUCUUUAAUCCAAACAAUCGACUUCACCAUUUGGUUAUUUGUAUAAUGUAUAUAUAUGUGACAAUAUUUUUUAUUUUUCCUAAGAAUAAUUGUACUAUGAUUGUGGAAUGUGGAAACAAUAUAAAAACCGCUAAUGGUAUUUUAGUUUA
This is a messenger RNA of Humulus lupulus (European hop), 1907 nucleotides long. Its product is annotated as protein IQ-DOMAIN 21. The transcript is spliced from 5 exons. The record is from RefSeq and is a predicted model, not a curated record. The coding region runs from base 185 to 1630 and encodes 481 amino acids. Gene Ontology annotation, molecular function: protein binding. Lineage: Eukaryota; Viridiplantae; Streptophyta; Magnoliopsida; Rosales; Cannabaceae.